Aegilops tauschii subsp. strangulata is the source of this 360-nucleotide messenger RNA. RefSeq names its product high mobility group B protein 4-like. The record is from RefSeq and is a predicted model, not a curated record. Lineage: Eukaryota; Viridiplantae; Streptophyta; Magnoliopsida; Poales; Poaceae.
AUGCAGAUGUUCGGGAUGGCGGAGAAGGAGAUGGAACUUGUGGUGAUGAAGAGCAAGGCCGAGAAGGACUCCAACAAGCCCAAGCGCCCUCUGAGCGCCGUCUUAGUCCUCAUGGACAGCUUCAGGAAGGACUCCAACAUCAAGCAUGUCUCCAUGGUUGGCAAGGGCGGUGGAGAAGGCUCCCUAAUUGCCAAGGCCAAGUACACCAAGAAGAUCGACACCUACAAUAACCCACUGGCAGGAGAGGCGUCCGACGACUCUGACAAUUCCCAGUCUGAGGUGAGCGGCGCAAAGCAGCAGGAGGGGGAGGGGGUCUCUGAAAUGUCGCCACUUUCGCUCAUUGCUAGUGUCACCGAUUGA